Molecule: messenger RNA, 1683 nt
Organism: Loa loa (African eye worm)
Lineage: Eukaryota; Metazoa; Nematoda; Chromadorea; Rhabditida; Onchocercidae
Product: leucine-rich repeat-containing protein 4B
Exons: 9
Coding region: 1-1683 (560 amino acids)
Cellular component (GO): plasma membrane
Molecular function (GO): protein binding
Source: RefSeq, a predicted model, not a curated record
AUGCCUCAGCUGUUGUUAUCAAUGUGUCCAAAAGAAUGCAUAUGUAUAUCUGAGGAGCAAAAAGUGACACGUUGUGAUAAUGCAGCACUUAAUGAUAUCCCAGCUUUAUUGGAUCCACGAAUUACAUCAUUAAGUAUGGUGAAUUGUACAUUGAAACGAUUGGAUCCUGAUGUUCUGGAAUUAUAUCCUGAUCUGGAAUAUCUUGAUUUAUCAUUCAACAAAAUCGAUAUGAUUGAUAUGAAAAUUUUCAAAUAUCAAACAAAACUUCGUGUAUUACGUCUCAAAGGCAAUCAACUUUCAUCAUUACAGCUGGACAGUUUCAUUGACUUACGUCAAUUACAGAUACUUGAUCUCUCCACCAAUCAACUUCUUCAAUUGGAACCAUCGACAUUUUCGAUACUUAAUAAUCUUCAAAAAUUAAUUCUAUCAAAUAAUUUACUCACAAAAUUACAAUCGGAAACUUUUGUUGGUUUAAAAAAUUUACAACAAUUAGAUUUAUCCAAUAAUCGAUUACAUACAAUUGGUGAACAUUUAUUCGAUGAUAUAACAACUUUACAAUCACUUAAUCUUAGCAAAAAUAAUCUUUCAAAGAUUGGAUCAGAUACAUUCGCCAGCUUGACCUCUUUAAAACAUCUUGACCUUAGCUCAAAUUCACUUACUGAUGACCUGUCAUUUAAUGGUCUCAACAGUUUGCAAUAUCUCAAUAUCAGUUAUAAUUUGUUACAACGAAUCAUAGCAUCAAAUUAUCGUCCAUUAAGUGAAUUACGUGAGCUUGAUUUAUCAGCUAAUCAAAUGAUGGAAUUAGCGACAUCAUCAUUUAUUGGUCUAAAUUCACUUGAGAUCCUUCGAAUGACCAAUGAACCAUACUUACAUUCCAUAAAGCCGAAUGCAUUUUCUGGUUUGAUAAAUUUACGCAAUCUUAAUUUAUCCUCAUGUCAUAUUUUGGAAAAAAUUGACGAAAAUGCAUUUGAAUAUGGUGAUCGAUUGGAGAUACUUGAUCUGAGCAAUUGUCGACUGAUACGAUUACCGCAGAAACUUGCGGAAUGGACAAAUUUAAAAUCAUUACACAUAUCCGGUAAUCCGUUUCAUUGUGAUUGUGAACUGUUAUCGUUCCUUCCGGAAGUGCUUCGAAAAUUCUCAAUCAAUAUCACCUGUUUUACACCACCUUGGCUAUUCGACAAAAAUAUCAUGCAGCUGUCUGAGAAUUGCACAACAUUAAGCAAAUCACAACUAAACUUUGCUAUUCUUGGUGCUUCAUUAUUAGCUCUUACCAUUUUACUACUUCUUGGUUUCUGUAUCCGUCGACAUUUUCCAUUAUGCAACAAAUUUUCAUCCGUCAAAUAUCGUACUCGAAACAAAUGUCGCUCACAUCUAUACAGUAAACCUUUCCUUAUCACUUCAUCAAUCAAUGAUAAAUCUGACUUAUUAUCCGAGCAGACUUGCUAUACGACAACAAAUCGUAGUACUUCAAAUGGUUUCUCUCGUUCCGGCGGUCUCUAUGAUGAUGAAGGUUAUUAUAGCAGCGUAAUGUUUCCUGCCGAAUAUAACGCUUACGAACGUGCACGUCCGGUCUAUCCGAUACCCCCACCUGCGGCAACAAUUCCGCAAACACUGCCAAAAAGCUAUGCGGAUGACAAUUUUAGGAUUAUUUCCGAAUAUCCUGUACCAAUUACAGAAUUAUGA